Molecule: messenger RNA, 720 nt
Organism: Acanthoscelides obtectus
Lineage: Eukaryota; Metazoa; Arthropoda; Insecta; Coleoptera; Chrysomelidae
Source: the annotation of a GenBank genome assembly
GUCCAACUUACAACAUCUAGGGCGCACUAGCACACUCCAAGCCAGGUGAGUUCCUCUCAUUCUACACGCACUCGCGGAGUUGCAGAAGUUUGUCGAAGUUUUGCGCGGACUUGUGACUGGUGAUGAGUCUCGCGGAUGUGGUCAUUGCUUAAGCGAAGCGGUUGUGUACAGACGGAAAAAUUUUAGGCGCCAUGGUUCGAUUGACUUACUCAAGGAUGCUGGCUUUUUGGUUUUUGUUUGUUGCUGUAUCGUUCUCGAGUGCAUUUUCAGUUGACUCCGACAACUCGCAAGCGGGAUGGCAUGCACCUGGAUGUCACAAAGUUGGUCACACACGGAAAAUCAGCAUCCCGAAUUGCGUAGAGUUCCACAUGACAACAAAUGCCUGCCGCGGAUACUGCGAAAGUUGGGCAGUUCCCUCCAGUCCUCUCAUUACCCCUAGCCAGCCAGUGACGUCCGUUGGAGAAUGCUGCAACAUCAUGGAAGCUGAGCCAGUCGAAAAAAAGGUACUUUGCGUUGACGGAGUUAGGACCCUGAUCUUUAAAUCGGCUGUCACUUGUUCGUGUUACCAUUGCAAGAAAGACUAAGGACUCAUGCCACUUCUGUAACAUAAAGCCAUCACUGUAAAUUUGAAUAAACCUAUCUAUAUUGUAUAUAUUGUGCUGACUGACCUGACUGAUUUUAUUGUACAUUAAGUUCAUUAAAUGGUUUUAUUUCUUAAAA